UCUUUCUAUCAUCAGAUUUUCGGAUCUAAUUCUAUUCCUUUGUGCCUCCGAAAGUCCAGAUCCGCGAACCCGGAAGGGGCCACGUUCGACGACAAGUCGUCACGUGUCGGAAUCGCGUUUGGCCUUUGCGUAUGUCGUUUGUCUGGUUUUGCCGUCUAUAAGUAUGCGAGCGAGUCUGGGUGUUAAGGUGUCGUUUGGUGUAAUCGGUGUGAGUGCGAUAUUUGCAGUGCUGAAAAUGUCGAACUUGUUGGACAAAGCUAAAACCUACGUUGCGGACAAAGUGGCGGAAAAAGUGGCGAACAUGCCGAAGCCAGAGGCGACGGUGGCCGACGUCGAUUUCCAAAAGGUGAGCUGCGACAGCGUCCAGUACUUGGCUAAGGUUUCUGUCUCUAAUCCUUAUGCCACUCCCCUCCCUAUUUGUGAGAUCAAGUACUCCCUCAAAAGUGCAGACAGGGAGAUAGCAUCAGGGAUAAUACCUGACCCAGGGUCGUUGAAGGCGAAGGACUCGACAAUGUUGGAUGUGCCGGUGAAGGUGCCUCACACGGUGUUACUGAGCUUGGCAAGGGACAUUGGUGCAGAUUGGGACAUCGAUUAUCAAUUGGAUAUUUGGCUCAUCAUUGACCUUCCUGUCGUUGGCGACAUCACCAUUCCCCUUUCUCAGAAGGGAGAGAUCAAGCUCCCAACCAUCAGAGACAUGUUUGCCAGCAGCUGAUCGCUAUUCCAACACACAUCAAUUUCUAUUUACUUUUCUGUUUCAAUACUUCACUCUGCAUUUUCUUCUUUUCCUGAAAUGAAUGUUAUAAACAACAUGUCACAGUAUUUCAAAUGACAGUGAUAUCAAUAAUUAUACUCCAACUAGCUUAGUAUUUUACCUAGUUAGUUCUUAUUUUAUUAAUAACUUUUGAUUUUUCCUUUA
This is a messenger RNA of Vigna unguiculata (cowpea), 916 nucleotides long. RefSeq names its product desiccation protectant protein Lea14 homolog. Gene Ontology annotation, cellular component: cytosol. NCBI's taxonomy places the organism in Eukaryota, Viridiplantae, Streptophyta, Magnoliopsida, Fabales, Fabaceae. Gene Ontology annotation, biological process: response to desiccation. The record is from RefSeq and is a predicted model, not a curated record.